UCUCUCUCUCUCUCUAUCUAUCUCGCUCUCUCUCUCUCUAUCUAUUUAUCUAUGUAUGAAUGUAGGUAUGGAUGGAUGGAUGGAUAUAUAUUGUCCUUCGUACACUCAGUGUCUCAUAUGAUUUUUAAGAUAAAACCACACCCAACUCAGCUUCUGAUUAAUACCAGAGAUGAUUUCCUGUCACAGUCAGGAAUCAGUUGAAUCAUAUUUGAUCAGAAGCUAAAGUAGAAGCACAGAGCUAAUCUGUGGCCAAGGUGAGAGAGUGAAACCUGAAUGCAUGCUCUUUGUCUCCCUCCACAGCUGCUUUGCCGAGUUACAUCAGGCCAGGCUUUCUGGAGGCACUAUUAAUGCUAAGAACAAGGAAAAUAAGAAAAUCCUACAAACAGUCAAGCGCUGUCUUUCCGUUGUCAAUGAGGACUAUGAGGAAGACUAUGAACAGGAUGCCCAUGAAUGUGUGUUGCUCCUCCUCUUUCAGCUGAAGGAGGAGGGUAUGGCAUUAAAGGGCUCACCAGAGCCAUACACCUGCCCCGUGAAGCAGUUAGAAUUCAAGCUGAAGACUUCCCGUACCUGCACCAGCUGUGGAGUUAUAGUGUAUGGUCAGGAGGAUUACAAUCACUUGUCCCUGAGCCUGAGCCAUUACCUGCCACACAGCCUGGACCUCUACUUUAAGCCAUCUGCGUUAGAGUGUGCAUGCAGGGUGUGCUCAGGCAGCAUGGCAUCUGUGACUAUGCACUUCCUCACGCUGCCCCGGGUCCUAAUGCUUCAUAUCAAGCGAUUUACUGCAGGCGACUGGGAGCCAAAGAAGGUGGAUGAUCCCAUGUCCAUCCCUGCAGAAAUAACCCUCCCAGCCGUAUGUGGGAAGACAGCCCAUGUCCAGUAUGGAGCCAGGUUGGUUUACACUCUGUUUGGGGACAUUGCACAUUGA
Messenger RNA from Oncorhynchus mykiss (rainbow trout), 925 nucleotides. Its product is annotated as ubiquitin carboxyl-terminal hydrolase 26-like. Lineage: Eukaryota; Metazoa; Chordata; Actinopteri; Salmoniformes; Salmonidae. Gene Ontology annotation, biological process: G1/S transition of mitotic cell cycle; protein deubiquitination. The record is from RefSeq and is a predicted model, not a curated record. Gene Ontology annotation, molecular function: cysteine-type deubiquitinase activity. Gene Ontology annotation, cellular component: nucleus; cytosol.